Triticum turgidum subsp. durum (durum wheat) is the source of this 336-nucleotide messenger RNA. The record is from the annotation of a GenBank genome assembly. Lineage: Eukaryota; Viridiplantae; Streptophyta; Magnoliopsida; Poales; Poaceae.
AUGGGGAUGGCCAUGCCCGCCCCGAUGCCGCCGGCCGAUGUCAGUGAGAGUAUCACCACCGACAACGGCUCCAACGAGCUCUCCAUGAGCUCCUGGGACGACACCAACUCCAACAUCAUGUUCUUCGUGCCUGGAAGCAAGAAGGCCAAGGUGCUCAUCAAUGGUGACAACGGCAUGGUCACCAACUUCAGCAAAAUCAAAUCCCAAUUUGGCCUGUCGAGCACGUCUUUGGACAUGCCCGGCAUGGACGGCUACUUGCAGCCGCAGCAGGACUUCGUCGCCUGCAUAGUCUUGAGACAAGCGUGUCUGCGCCACUCACCCGUGAAGCAUCACUAA